GGCAAGGAUUGGCCCACGAGUUGAUCGUGUGUCAGGCAUUGGGUAGUGGUUGACAGUUUAUAUUUAACAUACACAAGAAGCGUGGCUGACAUACGUAAUGCAAAAUACAUAAGGGAAAAGGCAUCGGAAUUAAGUACAAUGGUGGAAAUUAGAAGCUGUAUGGUUCAUAGUUUAUUUGAGUGAAAAUUCAGUUGGAUUUGUGACAAAUGGAACGCAUCUUCUGGAAACACAUCUUUAAGAAAUAGAAGUACUAGUAGUAGCCUGUUGGAUAUAUUUAGUGAGACUAAUCAAACAUCUGGUGAAUUGUUGAUUUUAUUAAAGUUAUAGGCCUACUUAUUUUUUUCUGAUUUCACGUUAGAAAUGGAGUUCAUUAUAUCGACAUUAAAGUGUUAGUAGGCCUACGAGUAUGUACAUGUACUGUCCAUCGGGAACAGCAGUGUGGAUCAUGUAUUACAACAGUAUACUUUAUCUUACAACACUGACGACAUUUUACGGGUGAUAUACGACAAUGUUACAGCACUUUCUCUUUAGAGCGGCACUUUGCGCUCUGUUGACAGCAUGCAUUGCGGUAACAGUCACUCCAAGUAGGCCACAAGCAGGUUCAGGAGGGGGUCUACAGGGUGGAGGAGAACCCCAAGGACACUCACCAUCAAUCUCUUUACCAAUACCCAUCAAGUGUAAGGCACAGUGCAUUGCUGACUGUUUGCAACAGCAAACAGACACAGUCAAUAGAUCAUUUGCAAAUUGCGGUGCAACUUGUACUAGGAUAUUGUCAAAUCAAACAAGAGAAGAAGACUGUUCUGGGUCAUUCUGUGAACAAAUCCAGCACUGCUUGGUUCAGGAGGUUGUAGGUAUCAUUCCUUCCACUGCUUUAAAACCAGAAGUCACAAGUCUUACACCAUACAAUCAGCUUGUACGGUGGAAUGAUGCUAAUGAAAAUUUGGGCAUAUUCAUUGUUGGCUUCAAGUAUGGCACUAUAGAAAAACAUUAUAUAACUGACCAGAUGGAAUAUAUUGUGAAGUUGAAUGAGUUAUUGCUCUGCCAACAAUAUUCUGUGCGCAUCUUUGCUGUGACUGGAUUUGAGAGGAUCACUGCAAGUCAGCCUACCAUUUUCAGCAACAAACCCAUACCUGGGACAGUUGGUAACCUAACUAUUGGACCAUUAGAGAGGAGAUCUGACCAGUAUGUUUAUGGGUUCUUUCAGUGGACGCCACCAGAGGGUUGGAAAUCAUCAGACAUUUCUUACUACAGAUAUAGACAAUCGGCAGUGAAUCCUGGGCCACCUCUUAUAAUUGCUAAUAAUAAUUUUAACAGUCACCAGACAGAGUUAACAUCAGUGGAAUUCAGAGUCUUGUCUAAUCCUGUGAAACCAAAAUUUACAGACUUGCUAUAUAUAUUUCAGGUAACACCUGUUGCCAGCUGUGCAGAAUUGCUUGUAGGAGCCACAGCAAAUAUAACUUUGAAUUUCUCAGAUUGUAACUCUGUCAGAAACUUUGAGGACUGCAGUGCCCAGAAACCUAAAGUUCCUCGUUACCCAGGAAGAGUAAAUUUGAGUACUGUGACAUUACAUUCAGUUCCCUUUAGUAAUUCCGAGAUAUUGGUGGCCUGGCAACCCCCUGAGACUAACCCUGCUGCAGUGGAGAGGUAUGAGCUACAGUGGGGCCCAGUAGAUGAAAACACGGGGAACCCAUUGCAACAUGCAAUGCCUCUGCAGGUAGAGGGCAGUGCAAGUUUGGGAGCUAAUCAUCUGAAUAAAACAAUUACUGUCCGUGAGCCACAUAGAAAAUAUGGCAUUGAGAUUGCAGCUCUGGGCAGGGAUGAACAGCCUGAAUGGAAUUUUCUACUUUACAAACCAUUUGAACCUUUUUGGCUCCCAUUGCUUGAACCAGAAGGCAACAGGUCUUACAAUAUUGAUGGUGGAAGUGCUCCAAACCCUAUUGAUGAUAGAUUGAUACCUGAUGGCAACAUACCUCUCUUUCCAUCAUCCGCACCAAUAAGUCCAAGACCACCUAUACACAGGAACCAAUCUGUGCCCAGGGAAUCCCCAGCAAAAUCCAAACCAAAUCAAACUGCAAGUGAAACUGACAGUAAAACCCUCAUCAUUAUUGUUCCUUCUGCCAUGGGAGGAUUUGUGCUACUGUUCUUGGCAUGUUCAUGUGCUCGCUGUUACCAAAAGAGGCUCAAGAAAAUGAAAACAAAGAGAACUGGACUCUAUGACCACAACAUUGUGUUCAGUAUCCCAGGAAUGGUGGACAAUGAGAAUUAUGCCUCAGUAAAUAUACAACCUCCAGUGAGAGCAGACCAAUGGGAAAUAUCCAAGUCAAGAAUCCUUUUUGGUGAGGUGCUUGGUGAAGGAGCAUUUGGCAUGGUGUACAAAGGUUAUGUGACUGGCCAUAUGCAUGCUCAGCGAUUGUCAUCAUCUGAUAGUGCUCACUUAGAGAGAGAUCAAAAUUUGACUGUUGCUGUCAAAGUGUGCCAUGAGUUUGCAGAUGAUGGUCAGAAAACAGAAUUUUUGAAAGAGAUCUGUUUGAUGAAAGCCUUGGGACACCACCAACAUAUUGUAAGCCUCAUUGGCUGCUGCACUCUGGAACAACCCUUGUGUCUGAUAGUUGAACAUAUGAGCCAUGGGGACCUACUGCAUUAUCUGAAAGCUCACAGGAUGAAUAUGUCACAGGGCAGUUCAGAGGCUUCUAGGAAUACAGAUAUACAUGUAGAUAGUCAAGAAUCCAUUUACCCAUCAUGUGGUGUGGUGGAAGGGGAGACACUGUCAUACUCAGAUCUGCUGUCUUUUGGAAGGCAGAUUGCUGUGGGAAUGGAAUAUCUCUCCCAAAAAGGUUAUGUUCAUCGUGACCUUGCAACCAGAAAUGUUCUCAUUGGAGAAGGUAAAAAUGUCAAGAUUGGUGAUUUUGGACUAACUAGAUACAUAUAUGAUGACAAAAUUUACUGUAACAGAAAAGGUGGAAAACUCCCUUUGAAGUGGAUGUCAAUAGAGGCCAUUUUUGAUUUGACUUUCUCUACUGCAAGUGAUGUCUGGGCAUAUGGAGUUGUGUUGUUUGAGUUGGUGACACUAGGUGGCACUCCUUACCCUACCAUUGCCAAUAAGGACCUACUGAAGGAGCUUCAAAAUGGUUAUAGGAUGGAAAAACCUGAUAACUGUACAGAUGAAUUAUAUGAUGUGAUGAUGCUCUGUUGGCAAGAGGACAUGGCCAGGCGCCCAAGUUUCACCCAACUGCGCAAUACAAUUGAACAGAUGAUGGAAAGUAUGUGUUCUGACUGCUACCUUGAUUUAAAUAUAGAUUCUUCAAAAGACUACUAUACCAUGACUUAUCCAGAUGACCUUAAUGAUCCAAAGGGUCAAGGCCAUUGUAAAGGUCAGAGUUUUACAAGCAGUGUAGCUUGUCUAGAUGAAACAGUGUGCCACGAGAUGAACUUUGAAAUUAAAGAUGAUGGAUUUGGUGAUGUUGAUGAUUCUGAUGAUGCUGAUGAGAAAAAUGGGAAUAUGUUACACGGCUCAAAUGACCAUCCUCUAGAUACUGUUGUGGCAAAAUUUGUCAACUCUAGUCACCGACCUAGUGACAGAGUUGUUGAAGCACACUGUGAGAUCACCACCAGAGACAAGCGCUUGCUUUCUGAUGACUCUGCAUGUGUGAUGUUACACAGGGAAGAUGGGAAGGAUGAAGAUGAAGAUGCUCUGGAAGAAUAUGUUGACAUGACAACAGACAAUAGAACCUAUUGGUCAGUUGCAGAAAAAAAUCCAACACAUGGUAUCCAUGGUCUUAUACCAAAAGUGGCCAUCAAAAAUAAGUGUGGUAUGUUAUUUAAUAAGUUUUUUGACAGUAACAGCAAUGCUGAAAAUAACAACAAUGGACAAAGUGCCUCAGAGCAAGACACCCAUAUGUAGACUAUUAAAUAGUGUGAUUUUGAUAUAAGAAAAAAUCAGUUUAAGCACAUAUGGACUCAUGGAUUCCAAAUUAUUUCUUGUGGAAUUGAUGCAGUUCUAAUGAUAUGAUCAUAGAAAAAUGUGUGAAGCAUUGUUUAAAUUUGUAUUAUUAUUAAUCUGUACCAAGUAGGCCCCUAUAGAUAUGUCAAUUCUAACCCAAUAUAUUAUUGAGCUAGAUUUUUCAUUAAAUUGAUAUAAAAAAGCCAUUGGUACCUAUCUAUCAUCAAUAAAUUUACUUUUCUAGAUGAAAAUGAUUUCAUGGGCUGUAAAUAUGAUUCAGAUGCCUUAUUGAUUAACAAAAAUUAAAUUUUAGAUCACUUUUGUUGACUGUAAAAUCAUUUAUUUUGCCUUGAUUUGCUCUUUUUAGUUUAUUUCUGAUCAGUGUAAAAUAUGAGUUUAUUCCAAACUCACUUAAAGAAUGAAUUUUUAUCCACAUUUUUGCUGGAGUGUAAUGUUAUAGUCUGUAUGAGCAUGCACUUGAUGGAUGUUUCUAAUGGAGUCGUUUUGUCCCUGUGAUACAUGAUAGUUUUUGUGAUAUGAUAGCAACCUAUUCAUAAUUUUUUAAAAACUUGCAGUUAACAUUGUGAAUGAGAAGGGUGUCACAUGAGCCAUUUAGACAUAGAUACAUAGUGACAGCACAAGAGACAAAAAACAUUCCAUGUCACAAGACA
Molecule: messenger RNA, 4611 nt
Organism: Lingula anatina
Lineage: Eukaryota; Metazoa; Brachiopoda; Lingulata; Lingulida; Lingulidae
Biological process (GO): positive regulation of kinase activity; multicellular organism development; protein phosphorylation
Cellular component (GO): plasma membrane; signaling receptor complex
Molecular function (GO): transmembrane receptor protein tyrosine kinase activity; ATP binding; protein binding
Source: RefSeq, a predicted model, not a curated record